This is a messenger RNA of Talaromyces marneffei, 1740 nucleotides long. RefSeq lists its product as uncharacterized. The coding region runs from base 1 to 1740 and encodes 579 amino acids. The record is from RefSeq and is a predicted model, not a curated record. Lineage: Eukaryota; Fungi; Ascomycota; Eurotiomycetes; Eurotiales; Trichocomaceae. The transcript is spliced from 6 exons.
AUGAGAUAUACUAGUUGGGAUGUGCUCCUAUUUCCGGAGCGGUCCAAGGUACCUAUACAGGAGUUUCGGACACAAUGUUGUGUUGUCAGUGACAAAGACUCUUCCUAUCUCAACGUCCCCUAUUUCACCCCUCAGCUCCUCUACUCGCAACGGUCUCUGGGUCAAUUGCCAAUCCUCACUUCUUUCAUCCAGAGUCUGCCUGCCCAGAGUCCCUUUCGGAUUUCGAUUCACAGUUGGGAAAAGCCGCAACCAUCACGCAUCUUGGAGAGUUUGAUGCAUCCCGAGGAUUGUGUCUUGUUUGAGGUUCGGAUUUAUACAGAUAAUGUCUGUGUGGCGGGCACUUUGUUUGGUCCUCGGACUUCGUGGCCACAUAUCUUAGAAUUUGGAUCUCAGAUCGACAAGAACGGCAAUCAUGAAAUACUUCGCUUCCCUCAGUUUCACCCCGAGGUCAUUGACGCCUAUGUCUGGGACGCAGCUGAAACUCAUGGUCGUAUACGCGUUGUCAUAUCAGAGGGGUUCUCGCGUCCUAAUCGCUCACCACCUUUCGAGCGAGUCAAAGAUGUCGUCGUAUUCUCGUUCCAACAUGCUCCCCUCAAUGUUUUGGAGAAUUGCAGCAUUGCCUGGCCCAAUCCUAACAUGUGGAAUCAGCUUCCCGGCAACCUGUUCAGGCUUCAAAUGAACCAUGGCCGAGGAUUCGCAAAUAUUGGUGGAUAUAUUGAUUAUGAUGGUCCUACCGAUGAUCUACAUACACACUCCCCGACCCGCCACGAUACAACACGAUAUGAGCCAAAUUGGAUGAUGGGAUUCGAAGGAUGGGCACACAAGCCGGCAACGGCACAGGCGCCUCCCCCAAUGAUGAAUUGGCCAAACUUUACUCUAAACCAUAUGAACUUUGGGUGUGCACCAAAUGCGCCAAACAAUCCAGGAUUCAUGGGUUCAGACCCUUUCAUUGAACCGGGUCUAGCUCAUCGUUUGCGACAAUCUCAACACAGUAUAGACGACAUUUCGAUGCCUGAUGCAGGUCCCAUAUCUGUGAGCAGUCGAGCCAUGUCUAGUAUUGCGGGUAUGAGUUUUGAGCACAGUUAUCAACCAAGUAUCGCUGCUUCACGGGAUGAUGAUCCAUUUUCUGUAGGCUAUUGUGAUUCGAGGAACCCUGCAAAGAUACACACCACCGCAUCGUCCACUCAGCAUACCGCCAUUCCCUCCAUGCCACCCAUAUCCCGGCCAUCGGCGGCCGCCCAAGCCCGACAUGAAUCAUAUUCGAAGAAUACGUCCAGGGCUGUCUCUCAGGCAGAUCCGAAGGACUUCAGACAGAUUUCAGGCUCCAGUGCGAGAUCCGGCCAGACAGACAAUGUGGUCGAGACUGUCACCACUCGAAAGGUUGUUGUUAGUCCCAAAGCUCAAGUCAAAGGCAAGAAAGAAAGCAAAGGGUCUUCCAGAAAGAACUCUCACAUCGAAUAUGAGCCUACUAGCGAGCCAUCCAGCAGGGAGGUGUCCAAGUCGGGUCCUCGCCAUCCGCAUGUCGUGGUACGUACAACUGAAAGUGUUGUGCAUGUGUCCAGUGAAACGAAAAGGAAGAGACAGUCGAAAGCACCAGAUGAGAUAUCUCAAACGAGUGACUCUCCAUCGAAGAAGGUAUUUCGUGUUGAGAAGGAACAUCGAAAUGAGAGAGAUUCACACCUUGAGAAAGAACUUCGCCUCGAAAAGGAGAGCUCUACCGCUGACGAUGACGAAAUAUAA